UAUGUGUUGACAAAUGUACGGCCUAUNGGUACAAAUACCGGUCAAUAUACACAAUUUGUUGGUCCAGCAAUGGAAAAUGUUUACAACGCGUUAACAUCAGCAGGGUUGCAAGAUCAAAUUAAGGUCUCAACCGCAACAUACUUAGGACUCUUAACAAACACCUACCCACCAAGCGAUAGUAUUUUUCGUGAAGAAUACAAAAGCUUCAUUAAUCCUAUAAUCGAAUUUCUAUCACGAAAGAACCUCCCACUCUUAGCCAAUAUUUACCCUUAUUUUGGCCAUAUUGAUAACACUAACGACGUUCCUCUUUCUUAUGCACUUUUCAACGAUCAAGGGACUAAUUCUGCGGGAUAUCAAAAUCUUUUUGAUGCCCUUUUGGAUUCAAUGUAUUUUGCUACGGAGAAACUUGGAGGACAAAAUAUUGAGAUCAUUGUAUCGGAAAGUGGUUGGCCUUCUGAGGGACAUCCUGCAGCAACUAUGGAAAAUGCACAAACUUAUUAUACGAAUUUGAUUAAUCAUGUGACAGGAGGGGCUGGAACACCAAAGAAACCUGGAAGUACGAUAGAAACUUAUUUAUUCGCCAUGUUUGAUGAAAAUCAAAAGGAUGGAAAAAUAAGUGAGCAACAUUUUGGACUCUUUUAUCCUGAUCAGAGGCCAAAGUAUCAACUCAAUUUCAAUUGAUGAUAUCAUGUUAUAAUUAAUAUAUAGUGCUAUGAAUAAUAAGGAGAAAUUUGUGUCUUUCUCCUCAAUAAAAUGAUAGCAUAUCUUAUAAUUAAUAUGUGUUGACAAAUGUACGGCCUAUUGUGUAACCUUGAUAUCAAUAUAU
Messenger RNA from Solanum stenotomum, 826 nucleotides. Its product is annotated as glucan endo-1,3-beta-glucosidase, acidic-like. The transcript has a single exon. NCBI's taxonomy places the organism in Eukaryota, Viridiplantae, Streptophyta, Magnoliopsida, Solanales, Solanaceae. The record is from RefSeq and is a predicted model, not a curated record. Gene Ontology annotation, biological process: carbohydrate metabolic process. The annotation marks the transcript as partial. Gene Ontology annotation, molecular function: hydrolase activity, hydrolyzing O-glycosyl compounds. Gene Ontology annotation, cellular component: plasma membrane.